AUGUAAGACGGAGGGAAUGUGUAAGAUAGGGAUUUGUUUAUGAAAGAAAUGGACAAUUUGAUAUCUUAAAACCAAUUUGGUUAAGCAGAAGUUUAGUUAACGAAGUAUAUUGAAAAGAAUGAGGCUGAUUCAGAUGCUUUUAAAAAGAGAUCCAAUUUAUACUUGAAGAACGGGAAAUAUAUAUAAGCUUUGCAUGAUAUAGAGAAGGCUAUGCUUUUGGAUUCCUCAAUGCCAUGUUGUAAGAGCAGCUAUGAACAUUAUUAAAUUAAAAAGGGAUUAAUGAGAAUGAGUAAUGACAUUUGA
This is a messenger RNA of Paramecium tetraurelia, 303 nucleotides long. RefSeq lists its product as uncharacterized. NCBI's taxonomy places the organism in Eukaryota, Ciliophora, Oligohymenophorea, Peniculida, Parameciidae. The record is from RefSeq and is a predicted model, not a curated record. Gene Ontology annotation, molecular function: protein binding. The transcript has a single exon.